Acipenser ruthenus (sterlet) is the source of this 542-nucleotide messenger RNA. RefSeq names its product large ribosomal subunit protein P2-like. Gene Ontology annotation, biological process: cytoplasmic translational elongation. Gene Ontology annotation, cellular component: cytosolic large ribosomal subunit; ribosome. The transcript has 5 exons. The coding region runs from base 151 to 498 and encodes 115 amino acids. Gene Ontology annotation, molecular function: structural constituent of ribosome. The record is from RefSeq and is a predicted model, not a curated record. NCBI's taxonomy places the organism in Eukaryota, Metazoa, Chordata, Actinopteri, Acipenseriformes, Acipenseridae.
AGGAGGCGGGGGAGCGUUAUUUUCUCGACCAAUGGAGCGGCGUUUUGCUGCGUUCCCGGAGCCCUUAUUGCACUUCCGCUGCGGCUGGCGGCCCCUUUUCCGCUCCGCGUUGACUGAGAGAGAGCACGCGCCCUCGCUAACUCUGCAAAGAUGCGUUACGUAGCUGCUUACCUCCUGGCCGUCCUGGGCGGCAAAGACGCCCCCAAAUCCGGAGACCUGAAGAAGAUCCUGGAGAGCGUGGGCAUCGAGGCGGAUGAUGUGCGCAUGGACAAGGUGAUCAACGAGCUGUCUGGGAAGAAGGUGGAAGAUGUCAUUGCCCAGGGCUACAGCAAGCUGGCCAGUGUUCCAGCAGGUGGCGCUGCUGUUGCAGUGGUGAGUUCAGGAGCAGCAGCAGGGAGUGGUGGUGCAGCCCCUGCUAAAGUUGAGGAGAAGAAGGAAGAGAAGAAGGACGAAUCUGAGGAGUCUGAUGACGAUAUGGGAUUCGGUCUCUUUGAUUAAACAGCUGCGUGUCGGUAUUCAAUAAAGAAUGUUUUCCACGGACA